UCAAAGUCUUUACCUCCAAAUUCAGAUCAGCAGCCGGAUAUCAGGAGCCACUAUGCCCUCAGGGAAGACCAUCAAACUCAUCCUGUAUGAGCUGCUGCAGUUUGCUGCCCUCAUUGUACCCGUGUUUGUGAUCAUGGAGAGGUUUGCCAGCCUCAUAUGGAAAAUUAAAGGACAAGAUCUCACAGCGUACUGGCUGGUGGUGGCAGUGUCUAUGGCCUAUGUGACCUCUGUGGUUCUGCUGGUGUGGGUUCCCCUGAAAUAUGUGAUUCUGAAGCAGAGGAGGUUCAUCAGAGAGAUCACACAGUGGAGACCCACAGCGCUGGCGUACAUCAUCCUGUGCACAUUACCCUGCUUUGCUAUUCUAAUGGCCAGCUCCAAGGUGCAAGUGGACAGUGGAAAAAGACCAGAUCCUUUCACUGAGUUGCCUGUUUCCUUAGUACUGAUGUCUCUUAUCUGUGUAGACAUCAUAGAGAGGAUUCGGCCCUGCAAGAUCCUCGGACAGUCAGACAGCCUGGACCCUGACCUUGACAUGUCAGGCCCUGUCCUCACCCACCUGGAGCAGGUGACGACAGUGUCAGGCGAGCUGCACACUGACGAGCUCCCUAAUGGUGACACCCAAGCCCACCUAGAGUUGAGGAAUGGCAGCGUGUCAGGAAAAUUGCAGGAACCUCCCCGCACACCAAGUCGUAUGACAACCAGCUCACGAGCAACCAGCACGGCCUACCUGUACUCCUCCUCCUCCUCACGGCCCCGAGUGUACUCUGGCCCUUUGAACUUCCUGUGGAGGAGGGAUGGAAGGGCGGAGGUGUUUGUGGACAGCUUCCUGUUCUGGAUGGACGCGGUGGAGUUGGUGAGAGUUGCAGGAGUGCAGUCAGUCUUCUACUCGGUAUGGGUGUUCCCUGUCUACAUCCUGGCCUUCUUGUCUACUCUCCGCAUGGUCAUCACUCCUCAUAACCCUCUGCUGUCCUUUGCUGGGGUCGCUCUGCAGGACUUCCCUUUCUUUAUCAUUCGAGUGGCUCUGAUUGUUGUGUUCGGCUAUGUGACCCCCAUGUUGUACCUGCUGAAAAAUGUGCUGGUGAGCCUGACUUUCAUCUACUUCACAUUCCUGACCAGGCUGAGGAUUUUCAAAAGGCAGAGCAUGUUUUGAGGAGGAGUGGCUCGUUCUGUUGUUAAUACAAGAUCUGAUUUGAUUGUGGAUGGUGAAACAGUUGGUGUAGUUAUGUAUGGGGGAGCAGGCAGUAAUAGAGAAAUAUGGUGCUGCUGAUGAUGCUGAAAAAAGACACGUUUGGAAUUGAAGUGACAGAAGUGACAGUAAUUUUUCGGAGGCCAGUCGCAUAAAUCAGAGAGUUUAAAUGAUUCUGGGGUUCUGAAGUAUUGCAAAGUUUGUGACAUAUUUGAAUUCAGUUGUAUUUAUUACAUCUUGAUUUUAUUCUAACCUGCUACAUUUUUCAUUUUUUGUAUUUGUACAUUUAGCAACAUACCACAAGGAGUGAAAUUAGAUAUUUAUGUAACUGGACUAUUUAAUAACUACAAUUAUUUUGAUCACUUGUACUAUUUUUAAAUGCAU
This is a messenger RNA of Cheilinus undulatus (humphead wrasse), 1567 nucleotides long. It is a transcript of the gene tmem236, whose product is annotated as transmembrane protein 236. The coding region runs from base 53 to 1147 and encodes 364 amino acids. NCBI's taxonomy places the organism in Eukaryota, Metazoa, Chordata, Actinopteri, Labriformes, Labridae. The record is from RefSeq and is a predicted model, not a curated record. The transcript is spliced from 4 exons.